This is a messenger RNA of Olea europaea var. sylvestris, 536 nucleotides long. Its product is annotated as endoglucanase-like. Gene Ontology annotation, biological process: carbohydrate metabolic process. The transcript is spliced from 2 exons. The coding region runs from base 121 to 471 and encodes 116 amino acids. Lineage: Eukaryota; Viridiplantae; Streptophyta; Magnoliopsida; Lamiales; Oleaceae. The record is from RefSeq and is a predicted model, not a curated record. Gene Ontology annotation, molecular function: hydrolase activity, hydrolyzing O-glycosyl compounds.
UCCAAGAUACUAAUUUCUGCUGGUGUUCGUGGAGUACAAUGUGGUUCAAAGGAUUUUUCGAUCACUACUAUCAAAGCCUUUGCAAAAUCACAGGUUGACUACAUACUAGGAAACAAUCCUAUGAAGAUGUCAUACAUGGUUGGCUUUGGGACCAAAUUCCCAAAACAAUUACACCAUAGAGGCGCAUCCAUUCCUUCCAUUAAAACUCUACCUGCCAAGGUGGGUUGUAAUGAUGGGCUUUCAACAUGGUAUUCUUCAAGCAAGCCCAAUCCAAAUACUCAUAUUGGUGCAAUUGUUGGGGGCCCAAAUUCAAAUGACCAGUUCACUGAUUCAAGAUCGGAUUAUUCACAUUUAGAGUCCACAACUUAUAUGAAUGCAGCUUUUGUGGGAUCUUUAGCCGCUUUGCUUGGAGAAAGUAAAGAAGAGUGCGUGUAUAGUGUGGUUGAUGAUUUACAGAUUCAUCACCAAUGAUAUGUUUGUUAUGUUGAAUUGAACAAAAUAAUUUAUGAGCUGCCUCUAUGCCUUAUUCCAUCUAA